GCGACCUAUCGUUACAGAAUCUGGUGUUCUGUCAAGAAGAUUUCGGACGUUUUAUCGGGGCCAAGGCUACCUCCUCUGUCAGUGGUUCCCUGAUCUCUAUCAACAUGUCUGUUAUUGUUGGAGCAGAAAUGGAUCCACAGAUCUGAUUGGUCCACAUAGCUGCUUAAAAAUGGAUUUCCCUCAAGAGGGAGAGGGUUCUGUCACUGGAAAUCAGACAGGCAGAACAGCAUGUGCUGUGUCCAGCCACGUGUCCAUGAAAAAUGAGGAGCCCGUCACUGAUGGGCAUCAGGGGGUCAGCACAGGAAGAGUGCUGUCUUAUCCAAGACCACAGACACACAGAGCAGUGUCUCCAGUGCCCAGCUGUAUGUCCAUGAAGAGUGAUUGGUCCAUGGAACACCCUAACAAUUUCAGCAGUGGACCACCACAGUCUGAUCAAAAACCACAGACACACAGACCAGUGUCUCCAGUGCCCAGCUGUGUGUCCAUGAAGAGUGAUUGGUCCAUGGAACACCCUAACAAUUUCAGCAGUGGACCACCACUGUCUGAUCCAAACCCACAGACACACAGACCAGUGUCUCCAGUGCCCAGCUGUGUGUCCAUGAAGAGUGAUUGGUCCAUGGAACACCCUAACAAUUUCAGCAGUGGACCACCACAGUCUGAUCAAAAACCACAGACACACAGACCAGUGUCUCCAGUGCCCAGCUGUAUGUCCAUGAAGAGUGAUUGGUCCAUGGAACACCCUAACAAUUUCAGCAGUGGACCACAGUCUGAUCAAAACCCACAGACACACAGACCAGUGUCUCCAGUGCCCAGCUGUGUGUCCAUGAAGAGUGAUUGGUCCAUGGAACACCCUAACAAUUUCAGCAGUGGACCACCACAGUCUGAUCAAAACCCACAGACACACAGACCAGUGUCUCCAGUGCCCAGCUGUGUGUCCAUGAAGAGUGAUUGGUCCAUGGAACACCCUAACAAUUUCAGCAGUGGACCACCACAGUCUGAUCAAAAGGACAUCCUGACCCAGGAUCAGUCCAGGUGUGGAGUGUGUGAGCAGCUGCUGAGGGACCCGGUCAUCGCCAGCUGUGGACACAGUUUCUGCAGGCAGUGCAUCAGCAGCUACUGGAGCCAAUCUGGUCCAUCAGGAGACUACAGCUGCCCCCAGUGCAGAAAGAGACCCAGAACACAACCCAUUACAAACCCUGACAUGACUCAACCACUGUACCCAUCUACAGACAUGGCACAACCUCACCUAAACCCACUAACAGAAAUUACAAAGCCCUCGAUACACUGUGAAAUGGCACAACCACCUGUGCAUCCACCUACAUCCAUGGCACAACCUCACCAAUACACACCUUCAGCCAUGGCACAAUCAAUGUUAUGUUCACCUACAGCCAUGGCACAGCCUUCGUUGUACCAACACACUGAAAUGACACUUCAUCUGAACCCAUCUGCAAACAUGGCACAAGUUCCUCCAUCCCCACACACAGACAGGGGGCAGCGUCCUCAGUACUCAAACUCAGCCAUGGGGCAGCAUCAUUAUCCACACAUCCAGCACCCUCUUUAUCCACACAUCCACACGGCACAGAUCUCUCCACAGCCUCCCUUAGAUGAGCACACAGUCAAGAGAGCCAGCACCCAUCUGCAAACUGAGCAUGCUCCAGUCAAAAGGGCCAAGCUAACAGAUGAUCAUGUUCUGAACAGAGUAGUGAUGACCCAUAAAGCCAUCAUGAAGAGGAGGUUUGAGAGCAUAUGUGAAGGCAUCAUAAGGUCAGAGACUCAAACACCCCUGAACAAGAUCUACACAGAGCUCUACAUCACAGAGGGAGAGAGUGAAGGGGUGAAUAAUGAGCAUGAGGUUUGGCAGGUCGAGUCAGCAUCCAGGCCACAAACGACAGAAGACGCAUCAAUCAACUGCAAUGACAUCUUCAAGCCCUUACCUGGACAAAAAAGACACAUCAAAACUGUGAUGACCAAGGGGAUUGCUGGCAUUGGAAAAACCGUCUCAGUGCAGAAGUUCAUCCUUGACUGGGCAGAGGGGAAAGCUAACCAGGAUGUAGAUUUCAUGUGUGUGCUUCCGUUCCGUGAGCUGAAUUUGGUUAAACAUGAUCAGUACAGUCUUCACAGGCUCCUGCUUGACUUCCACCCUGAGCUUAGAGAGCUACAGGAUGGUGAAUACAAAGACUGCCACAUUGUGUUCAUCUUUGAUGGGCUGGAUGAGAGUCGACUUCCACUGAAUUUCCAAGGGAACCAGAAGUUGUCUGAUGUAACACAAACAUCAUCGGUGGAUGUGCUGAUGACGAGCCUCAUUCAUGGAACUCUUCUUUCCUCAGCUCUCAUCUGGAUAACCUCCCGACCAGCAGCAACCAGUCAGAUCCCUUCUCAGUGCAUCAGUCAGGUGACAGAAGUACGAGGGUUCAAUGACCCGCAGAAGGAAGAGUACUUCAGGAAGAGGAUCAGUGACCAGAAUCAAGCCAACAGAAUCAUUUCACAUAUUAAGGAAUCUAGGAGUCUUCACAUCAUGUGCCACAUGCCAGUCUUCUGUUGGAUCUCAGCCACUGUCCUUCAGCAGAUACUGGAACAGGAUGAUGGGAAGGAAGCCCCCAAAACUCUGACUGAGAUGUUCAUACACUUCCUGCUCAUCCAGACCACCAGGAAGAAUCAGAAGUAUCAAGAGGAAAGUGAGGCAGAUCAACAGAGGCUCCUGGAAUCACAUAAGGGUGUCAUAUUGAAACUGGCAGAGCUGGCUUUCAAGCAUCUGGAGAAUGGCAAUCUCAUGUUCUAUGAGGAAGACCUGAGAGAGUGUGGCAUUGAUGUCAGUGAAGCUUCAGUCUAUUCUGGCAUGUGCACUGAGAUCUUCAGGGAGGAAUGUGUGUUUCACCACAAGAAGGUUUACUGCUUUGUGCAUCUGAGCAUUCAGGAGUUUUUGUCAGCCAUUUUUGUGUUUCAUACCUACAUAUCCAGACAUCUGGAGGCACUGAAACUAUUUCUCAGUGAAAAAGACAGAAACCUGAAAGCUUCCCUUCCUUUGCAUGUUCUGUUGAAGAGUGCUAUGGACAAAGCUUUGGGCAGCAAGAAUGGACACCUGGACCUAUUCCUCCGCUUCCUUGUUGGCAUUUCACUUGAAAGCAACCAGGCCCUUUUGACAGGCGUGCUGACAAACACACACAGCAGCUCAGAGAGCAUCAAGAAAACAUGUCUGUACAUCAAGAGGCUCAGGAGGGAUGACUUGUCUCCUGAAAGAUGCAUCAAUCUGUUCCACUGUUUAUUUGAAAUGAAUGAUCAUUCUGUACAUAAAAAAAUUCAGAAAUAUCUGAAAUCUCCUAAUGGCUUAUCAGAUGCAUUGACACCUGCCCACUGUUCAGCACUGGCCCACAUGCUACUGAUGUCUGAGGAGGUGCUGGAUGAGUUUGACUUGAGCAAAUACAAAACAUCAGAGGAGGGACAGAGGAGACUGGUGCCAGCUGUGAGAUGCUGCAGGAAGGCUCUGUAA
Sardina pilchardus (European sardine) is the source of this 3487-nucleotide messenger RNA. RefSeq names its product protein NLRC3-like. Lineage: Eukaryota; Metazoa; Chordata; Actinopteri; Clupeiformes; Clupeidae. Gene Ontology annotation, biological process: intracellular signal transduction. The record is from RefSeq and is a predicted model, not a curated record. The coding region runs from base 170 to 3487 and encodes 1105 amino acids. The transcript has 11 exons.